Molecule: messenger RNA, 5141 nt
Organism: Cinclus cinclus
Lineage: Eukaryota; Metazoa; Chordata; Aves; Passeriformes; Cinclidae
Gene: MAPK1IP1L
Product: mitogen-activated protein kinase 1 interacting protein 1 like
Exons: 4
Coding region: 1850-2599 (249 amino acids)
Source: RefSeq, a predicted model, not a curated record
CUCUGUGCCUGCUGGGUGUGGGGGACAGAUGGGCUGGGUUUGGGGACCAGAUGAAGGGAUCAGCUCUGGGCUUGGUGGGGAGGCAGCUGUGAAACUGAAUAGCCUGGUGAGGGUGAUGAGCUGGCACAGAUUGCAGAUCCUUCUGUCUUUGUGUUUUACAGGUCUUGGAAACUGCCAGGACCUCUGUUUUGAAGAAUUAUUUUCUUUUUGGUAGUUGACAAUUUAUAGCAAAUGCCACAAUUUGGUUGUCGGUCUUAAUGACAUCUGUCCUGAAAAUCUGAGAAUUUACUUUUAUAAUUUUUUUCAUUUAUAACAGACAGGGAAAGGGGCAGAAAUAUCUCCCAACCUCUCAUAGCCACUGAUGACGUAGCUGCUGGUUCAGUUUGACAAUUAACUUUAUUCUCCCAAUGGAGAAUAGCAACACCCAGAGCACACCAAAUUAUUUUAUGGUAUGUGAACAUUGGGAAGGCUUUAAAGAUGGGGAAAGGGCCUGAGGAGACCACCAAGAUGAUCAGAGGGCUGCAGCUGCUUUCCUGUGAGGAAAGGCUGAGAGUGUUGGGAUGGUUCAUCUCAGAGAAGAGAAGGCUUUGAGGUGAUUUAAUUGUGGCCUUCCAGUACCUGAAGAGAGUCUACAAGAAAGGUGGAGAGGGGCUGCUUGAAAGAGCACAGAGUCACAGGGCAAGGGAGAAUGGCUUCCCACUGCCAGGGGGCAGGAUUGGGUGGGAUACUGGGAAGGAAUUCCUCCCUGGGAGGGUGGGGAGGCAGAAGCUGUGGUUGCCCCAUCCCUGGAAGUGGAUGGGCCUUGGAGGAAGCUCUAGUGGAGGAAGAUGUCCCUGCCCAUGGCAGGGAGUGGAACAAGCUGAGCUUUAAGGUCCCUUCCAACCUAAACCAUUCUGGGAUUCUUUAAAGGCUCUGAAGUGUUGAUAUUUAAUGCCUGAAUCUGCAGAAAUUUGCAUAUUUUAGAAAACAUUUAGAAGCAGUCAAAGACUUGGUGUCUCUUCCAUUUUCUCUGUGUGCUAUGUUGGGUAGUUACACUUAUGUGGGCAGAAAUCCUGUUGUGGAUGAGGUUAUGCUGGUAGGAAUUAGUCAUGUUAGAGUGACAAAGGAACCUCUCUCUGCCGAGGCAGCCGUGCCACCCUGUGGAAAUGCAGCACAGCCUGUUGCAUAUCCAGAAAACCUUUUUCUGUGUUUGAAAGAUGAUCUUGGAGACAGGAACUAAAUCUGGCGCAUCAAGUGUUGGAAAAAAUGUCAUACAACUCAAAAAAAAAAAAAAAACAACCCAAAAAACUAGGGAAGCAGUGGAUGCUUAGUUUUGGGUAAGGAAGAAAAAAUGCUUUGGACAGCUCUUCCUAAUGAGGAUCUGUAAGGACUGAUGGUGGAUAAAAGCCAGGAAAGGCCAAAGCAUGGGAAAAAUUGCUACUACAUCAUAAUUUCAGUGAGAUGGAUGCGAUCCAAGAGGGUUUAGAGCUGACAAAACCAGCGUGGAGCUGGUUUGUUGUGGAAGCUGUUUAGUAGGACGGAUUUAGCACGGCACACGUAGCACCACGCUUCCAGAAACAGGCGUUCCACAGACCUCUCUGAGAGUCACCAGUUGGUUGUGAAGGCUGUUGGAAGAACUCUCCUGCCAGAGCUUUGUUGGAAUUGUGCUUCUCAGCCUUUCUCUCUUCCCAGUGCAUCGUGAGCCCAGCAGCCUCACUCAUCUCACCUACCUGCUGGUAAAUUUUUGGGAGCAGCUCAUGGAUAUCCGAGAGGCCUCAGCCUGUGGCCUGAAGGUUUUGCAGGGUAUAAUUUCUGGGCAGGUGCAGUGAAGUCCUUCCUGCCUCUCGUGGCUCUUCAGGAUAAAGGCACAAUGUCUGGAACUGAUGAUUUUUCGUUGGCAGAUGCUUUACCAGACCAGUCGCCUGCUAAAACCUCCAAAGUGAGCAGCACCAAGGCUGGCCAGCAGCCCGGGCAGCCUCCGCAGGGCUGGCCGGCUUCCAACCCUUGGAAUAACCCCAGCGCCCCCCCUAUGACUCCAACGGGACUGCCACCAAACACAUCGGCUUCCAGCGUGCCCUUCGGACCUCCCCCCACGGGAAUGUAUCCUUCAAUGCCCCCGGGACCGCCUGCUCCAUUUCCUCCUCCUCCUACUGGACCCUCCUGCCCUCCUCCUGGUGGUCCAUAUCCACCCCCAACAGUGCCAGGUCCUGUCCCUCCAGGGCAGUAUCCUCCACCAAAUAUGCCCUUUCCAGAGCUUCCACGACCUUACGGAGGUCCAACAGAGCCAGCUGCACCUCCUGCUCCUGUUGGGCCAUGGGGAUCCAUGCCCUCUGGAGCAUGGGGACCAACAAUGGGAGGGCAGUAUCCUGCUCCCAGCAUGCCAUAUCCACCCCCAGGGCCAUAUUCCGCUCCUACCCAGACUCCAGGGGCUGCACCGACAGUACCGUGGGGUACGGUCCCGCCUGGAACGUGGGGACCGUCACCGCCCGGGCCAUUCCCUCCACCCACAGGAUCAUAUCCAGCUCCAGGACUAUAUCCUACGCCCCCUAAUCCUUUUCAAGUGCCAUCUGGUCCUGCUGGUGCUCCAUCAAUGCCUGGUGGUCCCCAUCCUUACCGCUGAAUACAUUCUGGGCAACAAAAUACUGUAGUUUUCCACCUUCAUCCACUACUUACAGAGAUUUUUACAGUUUUUGUUUCAGUAAUGUAUGGGGCUAUGAAGAAUAUUGCCUCUUGUAUGUGCAUUUGAGGUGUGAAGGAGCAGUUUACAUCAAUUUACCUUGCUCAUGUGCUGGCAUAAUUAUUUGGUUUAAUCAAGUGAAAUACAAAGAGAAGAAAUCAACUAACACACCUGUGGUUCUUAUGUUGGCAAGUAUUCCUUGGAAAAACAGGAGUUGCCAUGUAAGGAUUGUAAAGAAUCAGGCCCACGGAAUUAAAAAAAAGUUAAUUCUUAGAUUUCCAUUAAUGCUUUAAGUCUCGUUGCCAGACUCCUGCUGGUCAUUGAACAAAUGGAUAGUCAUAUUUUGUCUAUUUUCAGGUUAUUCUAAAAAGUCAAUAGAGAAAGUGUUUCAACAUUUUAGUCAAGAAACCUAAUUUUUGAACGUGCUACAGUAAUUCAAACUAACAAGACAGAGCAUGUGAACUCGAAGGUUUUCUCAGCAUUUUGUACAUACUCAAACCAAUUGCUCGGUCUGGGACUACGGAGGAGAAGAGCCACGUUUGGAAGCCUUGGUGUGACUUGUCAGCACACUGUUGGUGUUCACAAACAGGCAUUCCUGUGCAAGUGAAAUAACCUGGAUGUGCAGUUAACUUUGAAUCAGCAAAAUGUGAGUUUUAUGCAUGCAAAUGAGGACAUCCUGUUGCCAGUUCUCAUUCUGUGGUGGUUGGAAGUUUGGCUUGGUCUGUGUAAAGAGAAACUGAUCCCCACGUAGGUACUUCCCUAUUUCUGACCUGGGUUCUAGUCAUUUCAAAUUUGACUUGGCUGCUGGGUUGUGUAAACCUAGCAGACUUUUUCAGAGUCCCUGGAAACUGAACUUGAGCUUAAAACCCAACCUGAGCAUUCCCUUCCCAGCAGUUUUUUGGCACAGUUGUGUCAGGACAGAGAUCCUCGUUGCCGCGGUCGGGCGCGAGGGGGUCUCGUUUGCUGUCCCUGGGAGCAGCCCCCUGUGCCCAGCUGGGUGUCUGCAUACCUCAAGGAGUAGGUGGAAUUUGGGAGAAACUGAAUGUCAGGAAGCCUGUGCACUGCUGUGCAGCUGCCUCUCCCACGGGGCGCUGCCCUAGGUUUUCUUGUUCUUGCCAUACCUGUGCCAAGCACAUCCGAGGGGUUUGCCACGUCUCUUGGUGGGACUUCAUGGCCUGCACUUGGACCACGGACAGUUUGUUUCCUCCCCAGCUGGGGAUCUCCUAGCUUAGCCUCUGUGGGUAGAAUUAGGAACAGAUUUUGCUUCACAUGGUAGCUCAUUAGGGAGUCUUUGUAUCAUGAAACUGUGAACACGAGUUAAUACUCUUCCAGUACCUUUGUGGCUUCCUGCAUGUGUGUGAUGGAUACUCUAAAAGCACGUGGGGUGGCCUGGUGGUGAUGCUCCUUGGUAGUCAUAGCCUUUCUGGCAAAAUCCUACAGUAUUUUUUGCAGGAGAAAGCCAGCUGAGCUGUGGCUGCUUUAAUCCAACAUCAUGAAAGAUGAUAGCAAAGGAAUGUCUAUUUUUUGUUUUAGGAAGACAGUACUGGAGCUGAACAAAAAUACUUUAACAUUUCAACUUAAACCCCAGCGACUUAACCCUUGGAAUAAGAACCAAAAGUGUAAGUCUUCACUAAUCUUAAGAAAAAACCCCAGUUGCCCCCCAGGCAGACUUGGCAAGACUAAUUAAAAAUUAACAUAAGCAACAUUGACUGCAUUUGCUCAAGUGCUUUUUUGAUACCUGCAGCCUUAGACUGUAAAUCAUUGUAAUGAAAAAGCAUUUAUCCAAAUGAAUGGAUCAUGCAGUAGCAGCACUCCAGUUGGAAUUGCACUGGCCCUAUGUCUCUGCAGGGAAUGGGAAGAGGUAGGAAAGGAUAAAGCAAAAGUAGCAAGUAAUGAUUUUUGGAAAGGGGUUUUGUAAAAGUAACUAGACUUCUAGGUUCUUCCUGAAAUAGGCAGGAUUUAUUACUGGAACAUUUAGGCUAAAAUUCAAUAUAUAUGGGAUGUUUUUCAAUGUAUAUUCGUAUUUCUUGAGGUCAUGAAAACUGUUUCAUAACCCCUUUGUUUUUGUGAGCUGAGUUCUUUGCAUAGCAGUGAAAAGGGUAUUCCUGUUAAUCUAUUGUGUAAAAACUCAAGGUGUCACUAUAUACCGUGUAGUAACUUUAUCACAUGUUAUGUCAAGUGUGAGCAACUUCUGGCCUGAAGCUUUUGCAAUGGAAUUUGUACAUUUCUAUGCAUCAUUUUGAGUUCAAUUGCUGAGGAGUUCGUUUUGACUUGUGCUUUGAGGUUGACAUACUGCAUUUGUUUACAAUACGAAAUAUAAGCAAUCACAUCUUUAAAGUAUAGAUUAUCACCUGCUGCUGUAUUUUCUUUAGAUGAAACAAAUAUUGCUGUAUGAUAGUGAGAAGCUAUAAAUACAGGAUUUGAUAUUUUUUUGAAAAUGCUGUCACUUUUGUAUAAGAUUAGACAUUAAACGUAUUUUCAAGAC